Molecule: messenger RNA, 858 nt
Organism: Capronia coronata CBS 617.96
Lineage: Eukaryota; Fungi; Ascomycota; Eurotiomycetes; Chaetothyriales; Herpotrichiellaceae
Exons: 2
Coding region: 1-858 (285 amino acids)
Cellular component (GO): intracellular anatomical structure
Molecular function (GO): oxidoreductase activity, acting on NAD(P)H, oxygen as acceptor
Source: RefSeq, a predicted model, not a curated record
AUGGACGACGCAUUGAACGGCGGCGCCUUCAGGCACUACAACACCGACGCCCCUGAGGCGAAGCUGGUGAUGCCGCUCUUCUCUCUGAAGGGCAAGACCGCCAUUAUCAGCGGAGCAGGGGCUGGCAUCGGUCUGGCUGUGGCUCGUGGAUAUGCCGAGGCCGGUGCCAACGUGGCCAUCUGGUAUCACAGCAACAAGAAAGCCCCCGAGCGAGCUGCAGAGAUCGAAAAGGAGUUUGGAGUGAAAUGCAAAGCAUAUCAAGUCGACGUGAGGGACGCCAAAGCCGUCGACGAGGCUAUCGUCUCCCAAGUCAAAGAAUUCAAUAACCGCCUGGAUAUCUUCGUGGCUAAUGCGGGCAUUCCCUGGAUUCAGGGGCCCGCCACCGACGGCGAGCUGGACCACUACCAAAAUGUCAUCAAAAUCGACGUCGACGGCGUCUUCUACUGUGCGAGAACCGCCGGGCGAAUCUGGCGCGAACAGAAGAAGAACAAGUUGGAAGGUUUCAACUACGGCAAAUUCAUCGCCACCGCCAGCAUGAGCGGCCAUAUCGCCAACUUCCCUCAAUUGCAGACGGCGUACAACGCCGCCAAAGCUGCUGUCAAGCACAUGUGCCAGAGUCUAGCUAUCGAAUGGGUCCAGUUUGCCCGUGCCAACAGCAUCAGUCCUGGCUACAUCGCCACCGAGAUCAGCAACUUUGUUCCCCCCGCGACCAAGAACAUCUGGCGAGACAAGAUCCCAAUGGGUCGUGAAGGCUUGCCGAUCGAGCUGGUUGGUGCCUAUCUGUAUCUGGCGAGUGAUGCAAGCUCGUACACCACUGGCACCGACAUCAUUGUUGAUGGUGGUUAUUGCGCUCCUUGA